AUGGGAUGUUUGGCAGAGUUUGGCGGAAUUGAUGUUGUAACCUCCAAUGUAGUACAAAGCAAUGCUGAAGUGACUCAAUGGCGGCAGUGGUGGCGUGGUGAUGGUGAAGGUAGUGGCUGUGGAGAUGGUGGUGAUAAUGGUGAUGAUGGUGGUGGUAGUGGCUGCGGAGAUGGUGGUGAUAAUGGUGGCAAUGGUGGUGGUAAUUAUGGCGAUAACGUGGUGAUAGCAGUGGCGAUAGUGGUGGUAGUUGGUGGUGACAGUGGUAGUAGUAAUGGCGGUGGUGGUGGUGGUGAUGGUGGCACGAUGGUAGUGAUGAUAGGGGUGGCAUCGUGGUGGUGGUGGUGGUGA
This is a messenger RNA of Gastrolobium bilobum, 348 nucleotides long. RefSeq names its product trihydrophobin-like. The transcript has 3 exons. Lineage: Eukaryota; Viridiplantae; Streptophyta; Magnoliopsida; Fabales; Fabaceae. The record is from RefSeq and is a predicted model, not a curated record. The coding region runs from base 1 to 348 and encodes 115 amino acids.